Drosophila willistoni is the source of this 2031-nucleotide messenger RNA. Its product is annotated as cytosol aminopeptidase-like. Gene Ontology annotation, molecular function: metalloaminopeptidase activity; manganese ion binding. Lineage: Eukaryota; Metazoa; Arthropoda; Insecta; Diptera; Drosophilidae. Gene Ontology annotation, biological process: proteolysis. The transcript has a single exon. Gene Ontology annotation, cellular component: cytoplasm. The record is from RefSeq and is a predicted model, not a curated record. The coding region runs from base 320 to 1918 and encodes 532 amino acids.
CAUUUUAUUAGAGAAUGUCGUACGGAGCACAAACAGACGCUAAAAAUUAGAAUUAAAAUACAAAAAAAAACCUAAAUCCAAAUUCACAAAAAUACACAAGUGUAACAAAAUUUUUACGUGUACAUAACCAAAAUUUUUUCCCACAAAAACAUUAAUUCUUUAAGUACAACUUUUUUUUAGCAUUUUCUACAAAAAAAAAAAAAAAAAUUAAAAAAAUCGCAAAACAAAAAAAUCAAAAAAAUAGUAAAACAAAAAAUCAAAAAACAAUUCUUUAAGAACAUAAUACACAAAAACCACACACAAAAAAAAUUAGCAAAAAAUGCCUUCGUUUCGUCAACUAAAUUUACUACGUAAAGCGCAUCGUUUCCUGGCCCUUGAGCGGCGUCUUUUCCAGACAACGGCGGUGGUUCGAGAGGAGGCCAACUAUGGAACCAAAUGCGAUACGACCAAGGGCGUGGUUGUCGGCGUCUACUCCAAGGAGGGUGAUAAACCGGCCAAGACGUCAGAGAAUGCCGUCACUCUGGACGAUGCGGUCGGUGGGAAAAUAAUGGCUCUGAUCAAGGAACGCGGCAUGGACGGAACUGUGGGCAAGGGCAUCCUAUUCAGCGGCCUCGAAGGUGAGUUUCAAUCAGUAGCCGUAGUCGGAGUGGGAGCUUCAGGAGCCGGCUACUGUGCAGUUGAGAUGCUGGAUCAGGGCAUGGAGAAUGUGCGGAUUGCCGCCGGCACAGGAGCCCGUGCCCUCCAGAUGCAAAACAUUCAGGAUGUAUAUGUCGAUGGCAUGGACUAUCCGGAACAGGCAGCCGAAGGAGCUGCCUUGGCUGUGUGGCGUUGCAAUGUGAACAAGCGGAAGAAGGAUCGUACGGCCACGCCCAAAUUGCAUAUGUUUGGCAAGGGCGACACCGAUGCCUGGAUCCGUGGUUUGUUCAAGGCGGAAUCGCAGAAUCUAGCCAGACGUUUGACGGAUGCGCCAGCCAAUCAGAUGACACCUUCAAUUUUCGCCCAGGCAGCUGUAGAUUCCCUUUGUCCCUGCGGUGUGAGCGUCGAGGUGCGUUCCAUGGACUGGAUUGAGGAUAUGAAUUUAAAUUCCUUCCUCAUGGUGGCCAAGGGAUCUUGUGAGCCUCCCAUAAUUUUGGAGUGUAGUUAUUGCGGCACCGCGCCCGAGGAUAAGCCAGUCCUGUUGCUGGGCCAAGGUUUAACCUUCCACAGUGGUGGCUUGUGUCUGAAGCCAAAGACUGGAAUGGAUGAAUACCGUGGCGCUAUGGCUGGUGCCGCCGUCUGUGUGGGCGUGUUGAGGGCUGCUUCAGCUUUGUCCCUGCCCAUAAAUAUCACCGCCGUGAUGCCUCUCUGUGAGCAUAUGCCCUCGGGCAUGGCUGUAAAAUGUGGUGACGUAGUCACUCUACUCAAUGGCAUGACCAUGGGCGUUAAGAAUGUCGGCAAAGCUCCAGUGGUGAUGCUAGCCGAUCCUCUGCUCUACGCUCAGACAACUUUCAAGCCCAAACUGAUCGUUGACAUUGGAACAGUUGCCCAGGGUGUGCGCCAUGGUCUUGGCGGUGGUGCCAGCGGUCUUUGGGCCACUUCGGACUAUGUUCUCAAAAAUUUCAAAAAGGCGGGCGGCAUCACUGGCGAUCGCAUUUGGCAUUUCCCAUCCUUCCGCUAUUACAGAGAGAUCGUUACUUCCAACACCAACUAUGAUCUGAGUAAUACUGGCCGGGGACCCGCCUCAUCAUGCCUAGCAGCGGCCAUCUUGUCCACCCUAGUCCCGUGUGUGGAUUGGGCCCAUCUGGACAUACGCGGUACGGGCAUGCUAACCAAAUACAAUCCUUUGCCCUAUUUGCUUAAGGGUUGUAUGACUGGCCGACCAACGCGCACUGUCAUUCAAUUUUUGUACCAAAUAGCCUGUCCACAAGCACAAGAUUAAGUAUCAGCCACUCAAACCUGUUGGGCGAAUAUUUAUGGAAAAACCUUUGGAUGGAUGUCGCUUUUUUAGUAGUAUAGCUUAUGGGUGUUCUUUGACUUGGCUUGGUAGACGCA